AUGACCAGCAUUCCAUGUGCACACGAAUCCACCAUUUCGUACCGAUUCCCAUCGUCAUCUGGGAGCCCAUCCCCUCCCCCCAUCAUACCAUCGUCGCCCGAUCUGGCGCAUCAAAACGAACCCGGACCCUCCAACCCCUACCUCGCCCUCCCGCCGCCUGAAGACGAGAUCCCCGACCUUGGCGAGUUACCCUCCGAACAACCACCCUCGCCCCCACCUACCGCACCUGCUCCUACCAUGUCAGGACAUCACCGCAUCACUCUCGCUGCCAACCCCCCCUACUUCGAUGGCGACAAGUCCAAAUACCUGGGCUUUGUGGACGCGUGCACCACUUACAUCGGUGCCUAUCGGUCAGAGUUCUCGCUGGACGAGACGAAAAUCCUCUUCGUCCUGUCCUACCUCCGCAAUGAGAGCGGCACAAGCUGCGCCGCCUCAAGAUGGGCGAUGAACUGGAAGCAGCACAAUUUCGAGGGCUUCCAAGGACUAAAGGCGGGAGUCACCGCGACAAGCUUCUUGGAGGAGCUUCAGAGGGCCUUUGGGGAUUCUAACGCAGAGCAAGUCGCUGCCGCCCGACUCAUGGCCCUUCGCCAGGGCAGACGGUCCUUCGCGGACUACAUCUCUGACUUCGAAAUGCUGGCUGCGGACGCGGGGUACAACGUGGUCGCCUCAACUGAUGACAAGGGCGAGUACAAGAAGGGGGAUCAGGACAACAUCCUCAUCGAGUUCCUCGAGCGCGGACUCAGCAGCGAAAUUGCAAGCCGCCUCUACAACACCGGCGUCCCCCUGCCCAAGGCAUAUGGUGCCUUCAAGAACUGGUGCGUCAACAUCGAGGCCAAUGCCUUGCGCGAUCAGCUGCGUAAGGCAUCUUAUGCGCACUCAACUCCGCGGCCCCCACCCCAAUUCCGCCCUCAGGCUGCACCAUCAGCACCUGCACCCGCUCCGGCCCGACCAGCGGCCAAUGAGCCGGUUCCGAUGGAGAUCGAUCGCACCCACGCCCGUGGCCGCAAUAUCAUCUGCUACAACUGUCAGCAGCCUGGGCACAUUGCGCGGAACUGCCCUGAGCCCAAGAAGAAGCGCACGUUCUUCAAUCGGGCCACAAUGCUAGAAGAGAUCGAGAACGGGGACAAGGACAACGAGUUCCUGAAGGAGAUCGCCGAGAAGCUGCGCGAGAAGGGUUUUUGA
This is a messenger RNA of Mycena citricolor, 1182 nucleotides long. The record is from the annotation of a GenBank genome assembly. Lineage: Eukaryota; Fungi; Basidiomycota; Agaricomycetes; Agaricales; Mycenaceae.